AUGGGACUCUCACAAAGGGACCUCGACAUUAUUGCAAUACGCCCUCUCGGUCCCGUACUCGAUCCAUUCAAGAGACUGAGUAACGACGUCGAGAACCUGCAGCAGGAAGUCGUCGCGAGUAUCUUGCUCUCCCUGCUCGAUGCUUCAGCGGCAACUGCUCUUUCUUCACCAGAUGGAGGCGGCAAUGUGGCCCUCAAGCUCUUCUCUAUACGACAGCAAGUCCGAUCUGACGCAGUGAAGCUCCAUCACUUCCGAGCCCUGAUCCGCCACAUCGUCGACGAUUCACCCGACCAGGCAGUUUGGGCUGCGGUAUUUGACAUCAUCAAAACCCUCAGCCCGCUCACGCCCCCGCCGCCUAGUGCUGUUCCGACCUUCAAGGGGACUCCCGUCAAAGCGAGCUCGGGUCGACUUACCGAUAACGAAACACGCGAGGUUGUCGAGAAGGAGCUUUUCUUUGAGGUUAGGGACUGCACCUUUCGCGGUGUCGGCGGCUUCUGCGAUAAAUUCUUCAACCCCCAGAACUGGAGCGAUGAUCAGAGAAGAAUGUURCRAGACGUGAUGASRGCGUACGAUGGGAAGAAGUGGUCGGCAUUUCCAUCAGUUACUAACGAAUGGGCCGUCUGGGACUGGCUGUGUUCACUACAAGAAAGCGCCUUGGCCGGGGCACCGUACAAGCUUUAUACCACCCAGACCGCUAACCAGUUCGAUGGACGGAAAGGCCAGAUGGAUAUAUUUUUCCAAAGGCCCACGUAUACGGAUAGAGCCUUUAUGUUUAGAGAUAUCCUCGUUAUAGGGGAGCAGAAGAAGUCCUACGAAACUAAUCAGCCUACGCGGAGAUUUAUCCACGCUUUCCUACUCUGUGCAUCUAUGAUAGAGCUCUGGGUCUUUGAUCGGUCUGGACCGUAUAGCUCGGGGCCCUUUAACAUCCACGAUAGGCCAGACCAAUUCGCACGCGCUCUUGUCGGGUACGCGACAAUGGACGAAGAGGCCAUGGGCCUAGAUACGUUUAUCGAACGGGAAGGCUCAGUAGGCCKCUCGUACGGCAGAACGCAGUCGUAUGCCGAGGGACUGCAUGCUACACAACGCGAAACGGCAACGUAG
Molecule: messenger RNA, 1101 nt
Organism: Geosmithia morbida
Lineage: Eukaryota; Fungi; Ascomycota; Sordariomycetes; Hypocreales; Bionectriaceae
Product: serine threonine-protein kinase Sgk2
Exons: 3
Coding region: 1-1101 (366 amino acids)
Source: RefSeq, a predicted model, not a curated record